Molecule: messenger RNA, 2846 nt
Organism: Centropristis striata (black sea bass)
Lineage: Eukaryota; Metazoa; Chordata; Actinopteri; Perciformes; Serranidae
Product: protein NLRC3-like
Exons: 8
Coding region: 61-2763 (900 amino acids)
Molecular function (GO): protein binding
Source: RefSeq, a predicted model, not a curated record
AGAACAGGGAGUACGACACGUUGAAGCUGAGGCAGGUCAAGUGUGACUUCAGAUCAGAAGAUGAGUGGUUGUGUGGAGGAAGAGGAGGACGGAGCAGAGUCUGUAGUAUCCGGCUGUCUGUCUGUGAAGAGUGACCGGUCCAAAGGUUGGCCUCUGAACUUCAGUAAUGAACCUGGACCCUCAGACACAAAAUUUCAGUCCAAACAGAGAGCAGAGUCUGUAGUUUCUGGCUGUCAGUCUAUGAAGAGUGACCGGUCCAAAGGAGAACCUCCAUCCUUCAGUACUGAACCUGAACCCUCAGACAUAAAGAAGAGGAAGAGGAGUGAUGAGGAGGAGCAGCCGUCCUGCUGUGCUUCCUGUCAGGACGUCCUGAAGGAUCCCGCCUCUACUAGCUGUGGACACUGGUUCUGCAGACGGUGCAUCAGCUCAUACUGGGACCAGUCUGCUUCACCAGGAGACUCCUCCUGUCCCCAGUGUGGACAAAGAUCCAGAACCAGUAAGACUGUCCCUCUGUCUGCUGAUGUCUUCCUGUCUGAAUACAGGACCUUGCCUGGUGGUCUGCAGGAGAUUUUAGAUGAAUAUAAGAUCAGUCUGAGGAGGAGAUGUGAACGUGUGACUGAAGGAAGUGAUGGAACAGGAAGUGUAACCCUCCUCAACAGGAUCUUCACUGAGCUCUACAUCACAGAGGGACAGAGUGAAGAGGUUAAUACCCAACAUGAGGUGAGGCAGCUGGAGACAGCUUCAGAGAAGAAGACCGUCCACGACACUCCAAUCAGGUGCCAGGACAUCUUUAAAGCCUUACCUGACCAACAGGGACACAUCAGAGUGGUUCUGACGAACGGCGUUGCUGGCGUUGGAAAAACUUUCUCGGUGCAGAAGUUCAGUCUGGACUGGGCAGAGGGUUUGGAGAACCAAGAUGUCAGUGUGGUGAUUCUGCUUUCGUUCAGGGAGCUGAACUUGAUCAGAGAUGAGCAGUACAGUCUUCUGGAGCUGCUCCAUGUUUUCCAUCCAACAUUACAGAAGGUCCCAGCAGAGAGGCUCGUCGUCGGUAAACUUCUGUUCAUCUUUGACGGCCUGGAUGAAAGCAGACUUUCACUGGAUUUCAACAACAAGGAGGUUGUGUCUGAUGUCACACAGAAGUCAUCGGUUAACGUGCUGCUGACAAACCUCAUCGGGGGGAAUCUGCUUCCCUCGGCUCUCGUCUGGAUAACUUCCCGACCCGCGGCGGCCAAUCAGAUCCCUCCUGCGAGUGUCGACAGGGUGACAGAAGUACAAGGCUUCACUGACGCCCAGAAGGAGGAGUACUUCAGGAGGAGUGUCAGUGAUGAAGAGCGCUCCAGCACCAUCAUCUCACACAUCCAGAGAUCCAGGAGCCUCCACAUCAUGUGUCUGAUCCCAGUCUUCUGCUGGAUCACUGCUACAGUUCUGGACCACAUGUUGACUACAGAGCAGAAAGGGGAGCUGCCCAAGACCAUGACUGACCUGUACUCACACUUCCUGCUGGUUCAGACCAAGAAGAAGAAGCAGAAGUAUGAUGAUGGACAUGAGACGAGUCCACAGGAGCUGAUGGAGGCUGACAGAGAAGUUCUUCUGAAGCUGGGGAGGCUGGCGUUUGAACAGCUGCAGGAAGGAAACAUCAUGUUCUACCAAGAAGACCUGGAGCGCUGUGGUCUCCAUGUCACAGAGGCCUCGGUGUACUCAGGAGUUUGUACAGAGAUCUUCAAAAGAGAGAGUGUGAUCUUCCAGAAAACAGUCUACUGCUUCGUUCAUCUGAGCGUUCAGGAGUUUCUGGCUGCAGUCUACAUGUUCCACUGUUCCACCAACAGGAACACAGGGGUACUGGAGGCAUUUCUGGGGAAAAGAGAAGAAGAAGAAGAAGACCAUGAUUAUUAUGAUGACGAUGAUGAUGAUGACUGGGACAAUAAAAACAGUUGCCCAUCUCUGGAUGUCUUCCUGAGGAGAGCCAUGAAGAAAUCCCUUGAAAGUAAAAAUGGCCACCUGGACCUGUUUGUUCGUUUCCUUCAUGGCCUCUCUCUGGAUUCCAACCAGAGACUGUUAGGAGGCCUGCUGGGUCAGACAGACAACAGUCCAGAAGUCAUCCAGAGAGCCAUCAACAACCUGAGGAAGAUAAACACUGAGAAGAUCUCUCCUGACAGAAGCAUCAACAUCUUCCACUGUCUGACGGAGAUGAACGACCUCUCAGUCCAUCAGGAGAUCGAAGAGUUCCUGAAGUCAAAGAACAGAUCAAAGAAGGAACUCUCUGAGAUCCACUGCUCAGCUCUGGCCUACAUGCUGCAGAAGUCAGAGGAGGUUCUGGAUGAGUUGGACCUGGACAAGUACAACACAUCACCGUGGGGACGACAGAGACUGAUUCCAGCUGUGAGGAACUGCAGGAAAGCUCAACUUUCUGACUGUGGACUCUCUGAGACUCACUGUGAAGUCGUGGCCUCAGCUCUGAAGUCCAACCCCUCCCAUCUGAGAGAGCUGGACCUGAGUUACAACAACUACCUGAAGGAUUCAGGAGUGAAGCGUCUGUGUGCUGGACUGGAGAGUCCAAACUGCAGACUGGAGACUCUGAGAUUGAAUGGCUGCAGUUUGUCAGUGAUCAGCUGUGCUUCUCUGGCCUCAGCUCUGAAGUCCAACCCCUCCCAUCUGAGAGAGCUGGACCUGAACUCUAACAAUCUGCAGGAUUCAGACAUGAAGCUGCUUUGUGAUUUGAAGGAGAGUCCGUACUGCAGACUGGAGACUCUGAGGUGGUCCUGAUCUCCAGUAGAGUCCAGUCCAGCAUGGUCGCUGUGUUCCUCUGGAUGUGACAGAGUAUCAUCAGAGGAUGUGGACUGCUCUGC